This is a messenger RNA of Sciurus carolinensis (gray squirrel), 4479 nucleotides long. RefSeq names its product UDP-GlcNAc:betaGal beta-1,3-N-acetylglucosaminyltransferase 5 (gene B3gnt5). The record is from RefSeq and is a predicted model, not a curated record. Gene Ontology annotation, cellular component: membrane. The transcript has 4 exons. Bases 851 to 1984 code for a protein of 377 amino acids. Gene Ontology annotation, biological process: brain development. NCBI's taxonomy places the organism in Eukaryota, Metazoa, Chordata, Mammalia, Rodentia, Sciuridae.
UCUGCCCGCUCUGGACCGGACGAGGUCUCCGCAGGGUGGAAAGGGAAGAGCGGCGAGGAGGUGAAGACGCGUUGGUACACAUGGGUGGCUCCGGGACGUCAGGUUGGAAUGCGCCCUCGGGCCUGGGACGCGCGGCUGGAGCAGACACCCGGGCCGGGACGCGCGGCCCAGCGUCGGGAAGCUGGGAAGGCCCUUCCCGGAGCUGGCCGGGGCUGCCCGGCGUCCGAAGGCGCGGCAAGGAAGGAGGGCGCGAUCCCUCCCGGGAGCGCCUUUGUUCGGUCCGGCCUGUCUGCGCUGGCGCCGGCGGCCUUGACCCCCGGCCCAGCCGCCGCCUUGGUGCGGCAGGUCCAAAUUCCAGGUUGCAGUGGAACAUUUACUGAUUUUUGGUUGGGGAUUUACACCUGAAACAUCUCUGAAGUCUCCCCAGCAUCCUACCCUCAGCUUCCUACACAAAAUUUAAAGAGCUUUCUGUGAAGAAAUACACUGUUGAGUAACUGAGGGGCAUAGCUCCCAGGCUGGGAAGUAUUUGAGGUCAAAGUUCAUGUUCACCAAAAGAAGUACAUGAGCUAGCUGCCCAAGGCCUCCCAUCAGACCUAAUGAAGGAUGCCAGUGUGGAAGGGUUUUGAUGUGUCAGUGUCCUCAUUCUAUAGUGUAUUUCAUUCUUUUGCAAUCCUAGAAAAAAUGGAAUUAUUUCACACAAUUGUGUGAAAUAUAAGUCUUUUUUUUCUAUUUUUAAUGUCCAACAUGGAUUAAGAUGGACAUUAAUUCUACAAAAUACCAAGUUCUAUGGUGUCAAAGCAGCAAGCACCCAUUUAAAACUGAUCCCUAAUAAAAACAGACCUGAGUGGACAUGAGAAUGUUUGUUAGUGGCAGAAGAGUAAAAAAAUGUCAGUUUAUUCAGUUAUUUGCCACUUGUUUUAUACUAAGCCUCAUGUUUUUUUGGGGACCGAUUGAUAAUCACAUCGUGAGCCAUAUGAAGUCCUACUCUUACAGAUACCUCAUAAAUAGCUAUGACUUUGUGAACGAUACCCUGUCUCUUAAGCACAGUUCAGAGAGGGCUCGCUACCCAUACUUGAUUAACCAUAAGGAGAAGUGUCAAGCUCAAGAGGUCCUCCUCUUACUGUUUAUAAAGACUGCUCCUGAAAACUACCAUCGCCGAUCUGCAAUUAGAAGAACAUGGGGCAGUGAGGAGUAUGUUCGAUCUCAACUUAAUGCCAACAUCAAAACUCUGUUUGCCUUAGGAACUCCUAAUCCCCUGAAGGGAGAAGAACUACAAAAAAAACUGGUUUGGGAAGAUCAAAUAUACAAUGACAUAAUUCAGCAAGACUUUGUCGAUUCUUUCUACAAUCUUACUCUUAAAUUACUUCUGCAGUUCAGUUGGGCAAAUACCUUUUGUCCACAUGCAAAAUUCCUGAUGACUGCUGAUGACGACAUAUUUAUUCACAUGCCAAAUCUCAUUGAAUACCUUCAAAGUUUAGAACAAAUUGGUGUCCAAGACUUUUGGAUUGGCCGUGUUCAUCGUGGUGCCCCUCCCAUUAGAGAUAAAAGCAGCAAAUACUACGUCUCUUAUGAAAUGUACCAGUGGCCGGCUUACCCUGACUAUACUGCUGGUGCUGCCUACAUCAUCUCCAGUGAUGUCGCUGCCAAGGUCUAUGAGGCAUCACAGACACUGAACUCUAGUCUCUACAUAGACGAUGUGUUCAUGGGUCUCUGCGCCAAUAAAAUGGGGAUAGUACCACAGUACCAUGUGUUUUUUUCUGGGGAAGGGAAAGCUCCUUAUCAUCCCUGCAUCUAUGAAAAAAUGAUGACAUCUCAUGGACACGUACAAGAUCUUCAGGACCUUUGGAAGGAUGCUACCGAUCCUAGAGUAAAAACUGCUUCAAAAGGGCUUUUGGGUCAAAUAUACUGCAGGUUAAUUAAGAUUUUCCUCCUUUGCAAAUUGACCUAUACGGACACGUAUCCUUGUAGGGCUGCUUUUGUCUAAUAGCACUUGAAUGUUUUCACUGUCACUGAGCCAAACCUGAAUGGAAAACCUUUAAAUGUCUGUCAAAAUGCCAAGUAAAUUGAAUAUGAAAGUCAAAGAAAUAUUUUGAAAGCCUAGUCGAUCAGAAUGUUUCUUUGAUUAUAGAAGCCAAUCAAUAUAGCUAAUCUGCUUCAUGGCCUAAAUUCAUUUCAAGGAGUUCAUAUUUAGAAAAGGGUUAUAUCAUGAAUAGAAACAAAAUGAAUGAGAAAUUCACUGUCUCAUUUAAUGCCACAUGUAUAUUGGAGGUGGAAGUUAUGAACCUUGGUGUUAGAAUUAAUGGCUUGUGGAAGGCACCAAGUGAAUGUACAGUGCAGCAUUUUAGAGAAGUUAAUUUGUUGUUAGACCAGGUAUUCUAUUUUAUUUCUAUUCCCUGCCCCACCACUUGGCAGAGGCGGUGGGGGGUAAGGUUUGGCACGGGAGAAAGUACAUGAAUCUGGCCAAAGGGUCCCUUGUUCUUAAGAGAUAUAAGAUGAUGUCUAUAAUUUUGUUAAAAACAAUGAAUCACCUAAUGAUAAUAUUAAUUUAGCUACUCACCUAGAUAGUGUUGGCAUCAUUUUAAAUAUAUCUUUUUCCUCAAAGUUUAAUGUGAACUUUGAGAAUCAGAGUCAUUAGCUCUGCCCUAACUGGCACUUCAUUUCUUUUUUCCGUUUCUCCUAAUAUUAGAAAAUGGCACCAAAACAUGAGCAAUUUAUUGGCCAUAGGAUGCUACUUUGGGGAGAAAUCAUUGUUAGUUCCAAUAAGCUGAUUUAAUGAAAUUUCAACUGGUAAUAGUCAGUAUUGUUUAAGGUAUUUAUUUGAAUGUUGUUUGCAUAGAAGAAUAUAUUACUGGAGGAGACCUCAAAAAGAAAAAUAGGGCUGGGGUGGAACUCAGUGGUAAAACUCUUAUAUCUCCCUGGGUUUGAUCCCCAGUACCGUAAAACAAAAAGAAAAAGAAAGUCUCCUUUCUCUCUGAUUUAUAAAAUAAAUCUUAGUUUCCAAAUCCUUGUACUGAUUAUUAAAAAUAACCCACCUCUUCCCAGCAAGCUUUCAGAAAUCACAGUUUUGUUCCAAUUCAGAGUUUUAAAUUGUGAGUACUAAACAUCAGAUCAAAGCUAUAGUAUCUAAAAUAAUCUACUUGAUCAAAUAACUAUCUGAGAUGAUCUUUUAAAUAUUUCAAACUUGAAAGCAGAGUGAAAGUGAUAGAGAGUUUGCCAGAAUGAGAUUGAAAAUGUUUGUAAAGCUCCAUGUUCCUUUGUGAUCAGAGAUGUGGCUAAGACCCAAUAAACUAAGUUACAUUUAUUUUACAAAGCAGGACAACACCAUGGCCAUGAUGCAAACGACCUCCCCUCACUAAAGAAUUAGGUGAUGUGUAUUAAUAGGGAGAUUAUAUGAAGCAAAAACAGUUGAACUGUUGAUAAAACCUUUGACUGCAGAGACACCUGAUGGGGUCAACUCAGGUGUCUCAUGGAAUAAGAUGAUUUUGGAAACAUGCAAAACAAAACUAAAAGAUUUCUCAGUAUACACAACUGGAUGAUAUUUAUCAUUUGUAGCAGGUAGAAUUUUAAUGUUUACAGAAACUUUUUGUUAAUUUUUUUCCCUAUUUUGAAAUUUGAGGCUUGUUUACAUUGCUUAGGUAAUUUAGUAUUUUUAAAAUAAUGUCAAAACUAGUUAUCAAACAUCGGAGGUUGUAGUUACUGUAUUUAGAGUAGACUCAGGGUUUUAGAUCAUUACAAUUUAAAUUUACUGACCAGUUUUAAAAACGGUAGAGAACAAAAAUACAUUUUGACGAGGCAGGUUUAUGAAUAAUUUUUAUUAGUUGAUUUCUUAAUAACUGUUUGCUUUUGGGCCAUAUAUACCCUGUGUGUCUCUCUAUACUAGGACCUAUUAAAAUUUGCCAUUGGUUGAAAACAUUAGCAUCUCUCUGGCCAUCGAAGCGAUCUUGUUUACAGCAAUAGUUUUGUGAAGCAGUUAUUUAUUUGUUGAAAGAGCUCUCUGGAACUGUGUUCAUCUUUUUAUUUUUGCUUAGAAGAGAAUGGAACAGGUUUAAAUCUAAAGGAAAUAUGAAGGCACUUUCUUUGUUUUAGAAGAAGGAAGCUGCCAGAUGAAUCCUUCAUCAGACUUUAAGUACUGAGAAGAAUAUUUGUAAAUAGAAGUGUCUUAACCUUUUAAAAAGGAAGAAAACAAAACAAAACAAUACAAAACUUCAUGGUGCUCCAAUGCAGGACUUUUUAAAAAAUGUCAACAAAGGGAAAAUAAACAAUUAGCCUGGAUGAUCACUUGAGUAAAAGACGUUUGUACACAGUGUUAUUAUUGUUAAAAACUUUUUACCUCUUGGUUGGUUUGCAUCUUUUUUCCAUAUUAUUAAUUUUAUACCAAAAUGUUAAAUAUUUAUAUUAUGAGUUUUGCUCUUAUAUAGCAAAAUAAUUAGUGGGUUUUAAAAAAAAUCUAAGAUUUCCAAUAAACAACUUAAAAAUUGU